AUGGCUCCUCUUGCCGUCGCCGGCUCCAAAGCGGGUGGUUUCGGCUUCCUCGCCGGCGGCUUCGACCUUGCCAAUCUGGACGCUGACCUCGAUGAAGCUGCUAGCUUGUUGGAGAGUGCUAACAUCCGUGGUCCUGAAGGCGUGCUUCCUAUUGGGGUGGGGUUCCAGAAUUGGGGUAGUGAUCUUAAGCUCGCGGUAGCGGCAAUCCAGAAGCAUCCGCCUGCAGCAGCCUGGUUCUUUGCGCCGAGAAGGUUGUCAGAUCUGCUACCUUGGGCAAAGGAGAUUAGGGCAGCCACGGGCGGCAGGACCAAGAUUUGGGUACAGGUUGGGUCGGUGGGCCAGGCGCUAGAGGUAGCCAAGACCACGAAACCAGACGUGUUGGUGCUGCAGGGCCACGAUGCCGGCGGACAUGCAUUGGCCCAUUCAGCCAGCGUAAUCUCUCUAGUACCAGAGGUUGUUGAUGCUCUAGCAUAUGAAUGGCUCCGGAUUCCGGUGAUUGCCGCUGGAGGUAUCAGCGAAGGCCGAGGUGUGGCAGCUGCGUUAACUUUGGGCGCGUCUGGAGUAGCCUUGGGUACUCGAUUCCUUGCCUGUAAAGAAGCUACGAUUGCCAAGGGCUACCAGAAUGAAAUUGUGCGAGUCCGUGAUGGCGGUGUUAGCACGGUCCGUUCUACGCUGUAUGAUGUGCUGCGAGGCAUCAUGGACUGGCCAAAGGCGUACGACGGCCGAGGGGUAGCCAAUCGAAGUUAUCUUGAUGCUCAAGCAGGAAUGUCAGAGGACGAGAACAGAGAGCUGUACAGGGAAGAGAUGCAGAAAGGAGACGAGGGAUGGGGUGCAGAAGGGAGAAUGACAACGUAUGCUGGCACAGGAAUAGGGUUGGUCAGGGAGGUAAAGUCAGCUGAAGAAAUCAUCAAAGAGAUAUCGAACGAUGCGAUGCUUGCUCUAAAGAAGACAGUCGGAAGGUACUCUGAAAAGCAUGUAGUCUUCGGCAAGCCGCCAGGGUGA
Molecule: messenger RNA, 1002 nt
Organism: Endocarpon pusillum Z07020
Lineage: Eukaryota; Fungi; Ascomycota; Eurotiomycetes; Verrucariales; Verrucariaceae
Exons: 1
Coding region: 1-1002 (333 amino acids)
Molecular function (GO): nitronate monooxygenase activity
Source: RefSeq, a predicted model, not a curated record